Messenger RNA from Closterium sp. Yama58-4, 1407 nucleotides. The record is from the annotation of a GenBank genome assembly. NCBI's taxonomy places the organism in Eukaryota, Viridiplantae, Streptophyta, Zygnematophyceae, Desmidiales, Closteriaceae.
AUGCCUCCGCACCGCAGCCCACCACCUGUGCACUGCUGCCUGCACUGCUGGUCGAAGCCCCUUCCUCCCCUCAACCCCCCCUUCUCCUUCUCCCGUCCUCCUCUCUAUCCCUUCCUCGUCCCGCCGAACACCCACGGGGUUACCCCGUCCUGCACUGCUGGCGGAGCUGUUGCGAUUCCGCUGCUGGUCCAAACCCCUCCCUCCUGCCUCUCGCUCCCUCUCUCACCCCUGCCUGCCCUUUACAUCCCCCAGGCAACUGUUGGCGUGAUGCUGCCGGCCAACGUGGAAGAGGUGUCUGGGGCAGGUGGUCGUGACGCGGCUCUCUCAUCUGUCCUUUUAGACGCCACCACAACACACGCUGCAUUCCCGUUCUCGUGGCUCUUUCCUUUGGCCAAGGCACUAAACUGCGCGCGCUGUUUUGUGAGUGCCGUGGCCUUUUUAGACGAGAAGGGGGCGCAGCUCAAGAGUGUUUUGGCGCAGAAGGGAAGAGAAUUAUGGUGGGUGGGAAAGGAGGGGCAGGACGGGCAGGAGGGGCGGGAGGCUGUUGAUGGUCGUCGCGUCGAAGCGACGGACGGGGCGACGAGAGUCGCGACGGACGGUGACGGAACAGCGAGUGUAGAUGAUGAGAACGAGACGAACCGACUCGCCAUGCCGGAGAGGGCCGCAACGGCAGAGGCGCGAGGAGAAGCUGCAAUGGCGGUACUAUCCGGGAUGUUCAUGCGUGAGGGGCAAGCACGCAUCAAUCCAGACGCCAUCUGUCCAUGUGCGCUCACUCUCGCCUCACCUCCAUCCCUAUCACUGAAGUGCCCUCACUCUCCUUCACCUCUUGCCUUGCCGUCAACCUCUCCUCGCAUCUUUCCCUUUAGCACCCUCAUCCACACCUCAUCGCUUAUCAUUGCAUCCCUGCCAUGCCUUGAACCUCCCCCGCUGACGGGUGAGUGCCGUGGAAAUUCUGGAUGGCAGCGGGGCAGCGGGGCUCACAGCCUUCUCAACAACGUUCUGGCAGCGGCGCAGCAGGCGAGAGAGCUGUGGCAGGAGGGGCAGGAAGGGCGGGCGUGGUAUUGGCAUUGGCAAUACCACGCACUGAUGAGUGCGCGCAUCAGUGCAUCGGGGAGUUGGAGCGUGCAUUGGCAUCACCGAUGCACUGAUGCGCGCACGCAGGCUGCUCACGAGCGUUCUGGCGGAGGCCGAGAGGGGGAGGCAGCUGCGGCACGAGGGGAAGGAAGGGCAGCAGUGGCAGGAAGGCAAGGAAGGGCAGGAAAAGCAGGAAGCAGGGGAGCAAAGCGUGUUGGCAGAGCGGGAGCAGGGGGGGUAGCUGUACCAGGAGGGGCAGAUGGAGCAGGAAGCGGUUGGUGCAUGAGUGGUGGGGCGGUGCGAGCAGUGUGCUGGCAGAGGUGGAAUGGGUAA